Messenger RNA from Suillus fuscotomentosus, 1051 nucleotides. RefSeq names its product glutathione S-transferase. The record is from RefSeq and is a predicted model, not a curated record. Gene Ontology annotation, cellular component: cytoplasm. The coding region runs from base 293 to 931 and encodes 212 amino acids. NCBI's taxonomy places the organism in Eukaryota, Fungi, Basidiomycota, Agaricomycetes, Boletales, Suillaceae. Gene Ontology annotation, molecular function: glutathione binding; glutathione transferase activity. The transcript has 5 exons.
GUAUGACGUAAGUACCUCCGCUAUCACCUACUAGUAGACCCAAGUAUCGGCUAUCACUGAGAGGCUGGAUCAAUCAAGAAUAGGUUGGACUUGUCCAACCAAAGUGGAUUAGUGAGGACAACAUGACAUACAGAUUUCACUAGUGUUGUCACCUCAUCGCGCGUCAUGACGACUCUAGCUUCAUACAAGCUUUAGUCUCGAUCGAAGAGGCUAAGUGCGCUGGGCGUAUAUAGGGGGCAGCACAAGAUCACCAACGAUACUAGUCAUUCCUCCACCUACAGUCACAACUACGAUGGUUCUUAAAAUACAUGGCCACGCUGUCGCUCCCCUCGUCAGACUCGUCGCAGAAGUCUGCCGAGAGAAGGAAGUGCCGUACGAGCUUGUGAACGUGGAAGUCUACAAAGGGGAGCACAAAACACCUGCCUUCAGAGAGUUCCAACCUUUCGGACAGGUCCCCUACAUAGAUGACGACGGCUUCAUUCUCUAUGAAUCCAGAGCCAUUUGCAGAUACAUUGCAAAUAAGUAUGCAUCGCAAGGCACCCCAGAUCUCGUGCCCCGUGACCCUAAAGCGGAGGCCAUUUUUGAACAAGCAGUGUCAAUCGAGACGUCGAACUUCUACCCGUUUGCGUUGGGUAUUACCACGGAGAAGAUCAUCAAGAAGCAUCGUGGCUUCGAACCAAAUGAAGCUAGGCUAUCUGACCUGGUGAACAACCUGAAGGCAAAGCUGGAUGUAUACGAUGUUAUACUCGGAAAACAGGAGUAUCUUGCAGGAGGUAGCAUUACCUUGGCCGACUUAUUCCACCUUCCAUAUGGAACGAUCGUAUUCGAAGAAUUGGGGUACGAUCUGUUGGAAGAUAGACCGAAUGUGGCAAGGUGGUGGAAGGAUAUCACUGCGAGGCCUUCGUGGCUCGCAGUCAAAGCCAAAGCUUAAUCAGCUGUAAAAAGGAAUCGGCACUUAGUAUCAAAAGUCAUUUGUGUAAGAUGUAUAUAAGACUGUACAAGCGAUCUGAAUUGAACUGUCCGUUCUAACGCGGCGGGGCUGAACGCGGGA